Aptenodytes forsteri (emperor penguin) is the source of this 3183-nucleotide messenger RNA. It is a transcript of the gene FUCA2, whose product is annotated as fucosidase, alpha-L- 2, plasma. Lineage: Eukaryota; Metazoa; Chordata; Aves; Sphenisciformes; Spheniscidae. Gene Ontology annotation, cellular component: lysosome. Gene Ontology annotation, biological process: glycoside catabolic process; fucose metabolic process. Bases 1 to 1548 code for a protein of 515 amino acids. The transcript is spliced from 10 exons. The record is from RefSeq and is a predicted model, not a curated record. Gene Ontology annotation, molecular function: alpha-L-fucosidase activity.
AUGGCGGUAACAUCGAGUUUUGUGAACCAAAUUAAGACUCAUUCCACAACAUGCCGUAGCAUACAGCUAGCGGUUUCCACUUCUCCAGCUAGCGGCAAAGUUACUCUCCAUCUGCCCCGAACGGGCCAGGAGCCCUUGGAUGCCCUGUCUGAGCAGCAGCGGUGCCCGCUGAGGAAAGGGAAGCACCGGCUAAAGAACCCAGCUGCUGAUCCCUCUCUGACGCCUUUUGGCUGUUCCCUCGGUGCACCUGGAAAGACACCGAGGCGUUUCCCCGCAGCUCGCUGGAUACGUCCCCAGAAGCCAUCGCCGCUGUCGCUGGAGGCAGCACACAGGUAUGUAAUUCAAGCAGCAUUCUUGGAGUGGCUCUGGUGGUACUGGCAGAAGGAAAAGAGAGAGCCCUACGUGAAAUUUAUGGAGGCAAAUUACCCACCUGGGUUUAGUUAUGAAGAUUUUGGGCCACUGUUUACAGCAGAAUUCUUUGAUCCCAACCAGUGGGCAGAUAUUUUGAAGGCUUCAGGUGCAAAAUACGUUGUCUUAACUUCAAAACAUCAUGAAGGCUUUACUUUGUGGGGGUCCAAAUAUUCUUGGAACUGGAAUGCUGUUGAUGUGGGACCAAAACGAGAUCUUGUGGCUGAACUAGCAACAUCUGUUAGAAGCAGGACUGACUUGCAUUUUGGGUUAUAUCACUCCCUGUUCGAAUGGUUUAAUCCCCUCUUCCUUGAGGAUGCCACCAACGUCUUUAAGACAAAAAAGUUUCCAACCAGUAAAUCAUUACCAGAACUCUAUGAAAUUGUGACCAAGUACCAACCAGAAAUAAUUUGGUCUGAUGGGAAUGGAAAUGCACCAGAUACUUACUGGAACAGCACUGGUUUCUUGGCUUGGCUGUAUAAUGAUAGUCCCGUCCGGGACACAGUAGUGACCAAUGACCGCUGGGGAGUUGGCAGCACCUGUACACAUGGUGGCUUCUACACUUGUAGUGACCGGUAUAACCCCGGCCACCUCCUGCCUCACAAGUGGGAGAACUGUAUGACUAUUGACAAGAGGUCAUGGGGGUACAGGAGGAACGCACAACUCGACGAUUACCUCGCAACCGAGGACUUGGUGAAGCAACUUGUAGAAACAGUGUCUUGUGGAGGAAAUCUCUUGAUGAAUAUCGGGCCCACUCACGAUGGUCGCAUCGCUGUUAUAUUUGAGGAACGCCUGAGGCAGAUGGGUGCCUGGCUGCAAGUCAACGGAGAAGCCAUCUAUGGAACGAAACCAUGGAGAGCGCAGAACGACACGGUCACACCAGAAGUGUGGUACACUUUCAGCCCUAAAGAAGGCAAAGUCAAUGCUAUCUUCCUUAACUGGCCAGUGUCUGGGACUCUGGAACUUGGUGAGCCACAGGCUAAGCUUGGAGAAACACAGGUGAAGCUGAUUGGCUACAAGGAACUGCUGAAAUGGGUUGCACUGGGAGAAAAGGGAAUGGCGAUAGCUCUACCUCAAUUAACUCCUAAGCAAUUGCCAUGUCAGUGGGGCUGGACUUUGCAACUGACCGACAUAAACUGAGCCAUAGAGUGCUGGAGCCUUGGGUAGGAGGGAAUGCUGACGUUUUGCCCAGUUUCUCAUCGCUGGUUUCUAACUCUUACUUGCUUGACAGAGAAACAUCGAUACUUCUUUCACUCUUUUUCUGAAAGGCGGGCUGUUAUUAAAGGAUGGAAUGGAAUGAAGCUCACAUGAAAUCUAGCACUAGAUAGUUGGAUCUCCGCAUGCAGUUUCUUUCUUCGAACUUGUGUGAAAAACUGAGCGUCUACCUUGACCUCUCCAUUUUUUUUUAGUCAGUUUCUUGCCAAGUUAUGUGAAGAACAGAGGGAAAAAAAACCAGGCGCUAGCUUUUUAGAGUCAUGAGAAGGAACAAAGCUAGCUCAAGCCAGCAUUCAAAUGCACAGCAGUUAGAUUUCUUGCAUUGAAGAACUGACUUCCACAAAACUGUACAGUAAAAACUGUCAGUUUUGGAGAAAAGAAUAAACUUUUUCCAGUUGUGUGCAACAACUGGCAGCUGGUGGUUUUAGCUGAGGAGGGUAGUGUAUCUGCAAGAACAGUCCUGUAAGGGUUAGGAAUUCAUCACAAAUGCAUGGAGGCAAUGCAUAUGUACAUCUUCACUUCUCGUCAUGGAAAUCAUUAGUUUUAUCUGUUCCUACUGUUGAGUAAUUCUAUCCAUUAUUGGGAUACAAGUGAAGCGGGAGGGUUUUUUUUUCUGUUUUGUGUGAUUUUACAUGGUUAAAGCUGACUGUUGUUUACAGCCAUUGUUUUUACAGUUACCAGGGUGCCUUCUGCGGACUACUAAACAAAACAUAUACUUCAAUGACUAACUUUUUAAAAAAAGAGAAAUAAUCAGGAGUUGCUAGGGAUCCUCAACUUUGGCAGAGAGACAACGUUUUAAGCAGAGGGGAGAUGAUUGAAUCCAACUUGAAAAAUUCCCAGACUCAUAACGUGUCAAGAUUUGUAGGGACAGACCCGCAGUAUGAAGUUUGCAAAGAGGGGGAGGUAUAGGACAACAAGCAGCAUGAAUUGUUUCAGUGUAGGGAUCAAAGGUUUAUUUUUCCCGAGUAAUGUUAACAAGUGCAAAACUAUUACUGUAUAAGUUAAACUUACUCUUUCAACUACGUCAAGAUUUUAGGUGAUGGACCAAAUGAGGUUAUUGCCUUUCCUGCUAGUAACGUGAAUACUCGCACAAAUCUUACAUUAAAAUAUUUUAUUACAAUACAGACAAUUGGGCUCAAAAUUAAUACAAAUUAAGAUAAAAUAUUUACAAGUGAAUGUGUACAGCAUAGCUGUUUGAACAGCAUAAACAAGAGAACUUCUAAAAAUCCACAUUCCUUUAGUAUUAAGUAACAGAGAGCGCACCCCCCCCCAGCUUGUUCAAGAGGAACGUGCAUCAGUUGGCAAAGGCUUUCUGAAGAAUGAGAGACUCUUUGGAAUAACAUUGGUAAAGUUAAGGGAAAAAAGUUUUCCUUUAUAAAAAGAAAAAUUUGGGAGAAGAAGAAAGAAGCCUGACUUCAUUCUGCUACUCUGUGCUAUUCUUAGAUCAUUCUCAUUAGUUUUUUCCAAAACUUGCACACCCCAGGCAAACAAAUGGGUUUUUUAGUAAUGUGCUGUAAUACUGCCACCAGAUGCCUUUCAGAUGCAAUAAAAUAAUCAAAU